Ipomoea triloba (trilobed morning glory) is the source of this 4034-nucleotide messenger RNA. RefSeq lists its product as uncharacterized. Gene Ontology annotation, biological process: DNA-templated transcription. Bases 451 to 3732 code for a protein of 1093 amino acids. The record is from RefSeq and is a predicted model, not a curated record. NCBI's taxonomy places the organism in Eukaryota, Viridiplantae, Streptophyta, Magnoliopsida, Solanales, Convolvulaceae. Gene Ontology annotation, cellular component: nucleus. The transcript has 7 exons.
ACUCUCACGCUCUCACCCAGUCACACCUGCCUCCUUGCGGCUCACAUUGCAGCGCGGCAGCCUCUCUUGAAUCUCGAUGGUGGAAGAUUUGAGCAAGCCAAGCUCAUCCAAGCUCGCUCGCUCACUCUUGUUCUCUGUCUCAUCUCUCUUGGAAAUAGUUAUGCACAGAAAGGCAUCUGGUGUUUCCUGAUUUGGCAUUAAAUGGCUUCAAUCAUGCCUUUAGCAAAGACAUCGAAGUGUUCUCAAGUGUUCUUCAGUUGGCUUGGUGGCUUCCUGGUUUCUCUGCUCAUGCUAGUUACCCAUCUUCUUGGUGGACUUGAAGGAGCUCCUGUUAUACUUCUCAUUAAUCUAGAUUUAGAGCAGAGUUGGUGUAAAUAUCCUACCUAUGAGCUGAACUGCAUUGCAUCCUUGCAUAAUUACCAAGCAGUUGUGAAUUAGUCAUCUGCUCUAAUGUCAAGUGAUCUUGUUUCUCAGCAGUUCCCAGAUAGGCAAUUGGUUCACAUGGAUCAAGUCCCUGAUAAACAAGAAUCGUCUGUAUCAGGAAUGCAGAUGGCUGGAAAUAUGCCAAAUAAUAUACUGCAUGAGUUUCCUGUAUCAAAUGGGCCAAUGAACCCAGUGGAGUCUGUCCCAGGUAGUGGUAAUAGGUUUGGCAACUCUUUGGUUUCUGUACACCAGUUUGGCCAAAUGGAAUACAGAACAGGUGUUCAAUCAAGCUCAUUGCUUCCUGGUUCUGCUUCUCAUCAGUUUGUGUUGUCAAACCAGCAGGGCGUGAUUAGAAAUAUGCCAACUAAUAUUGAUGUACAGAAACUAUCUGUACCUAGCAAGCGGAAGGCUGAGGCAGAACCUUUGCUUCAUGGUUCUCCUCAGCAGUCAUCAUUACCAAAUAAGCGUGCUACUGAUGCUGGUUCUUUUUCUCAGUUUUCUAGCCGGCUGCAGCAUUCUUUGCAGAAUAAGAAGACUGAACAGGUGCAACCCAAGGUCAGCCCCACAGCUUCACAAGCUCUUCCUGCAUCAAGUAGGAAAAUUGUGCGAAAUGAAUCUCUUUCAAAUAGAACUGGACCCCAACGGGCACAGGCCCCAAAAGGGCGGGCAAUACAAGUUGACCCAAUCCUCAAAAAUCAAACGGUAUCGUUCAAUGCUGUGAGGUCAAAAAUGAGGGAAUCACUUGCUGGUGCACUGGCUUUGGCAUGCAAGAGAAAAGUAGCUACAAGUCCGGCGAAGGAUGAGAAUGAAGAUAACAUUGCUCAACAACUACCAGCAGAUUCUCAGACCUUAGAAGGCAACCUGAGCAGCAAUGGUGCUUGCAGUCGAGCACUCCAGAAGCCCAAUGAUGCUGUUCCAACUACUGAAUCCCUUACUUCUGGUAAACCUGGUGAUGCAGAAGAAUUUUCAAUUGGAUUUCCUGCAAAUGAGGCCAUGCAAGUAUCUGGCCCAGGCUUUAAUGGAAUUCAGUGCAGCACUGAGUUGGCUGUGGAGGAUAUACCAUUCAGUGAUAAUUUCUUUGUCAAAGAUGAACUCUUGCAGGGAAAUGGUCUCAGUUGGGUUAUGGAUCUUGAAAUGGAGGCCAGGGAAAUGAAUGAAGUUAAUGAUGCUGCAAAACCCAAGUUAGCUAAUGAAGAUGAAAAUGAAGGUUCCGACUACCAAACAAAAGAAUCUCCUGAAGAUCUGGCUUUUAAAAUUGAGGCAGAACUUUUUAAAUUAUUUGGAGGUGUAAAUAAGAAAUACAAGGAGAAGGGUAGAUCUCUUCUCUUUAAUUUAAAAGAUCCUAAUAAUCCAGAACUUAGAGAGAGAGUAAUGUCUGGUGAGAUUCUUCCUGAAAGGUUAUGUUCAAUGACUGCAGAGGAACUUGCUUCAAAAGAACUGUCAGAGUGGAGGAUGGCGAAAGCUGAGGAGCUUGCUCAAAUGGUAGUUUUACCUGAUAAUGAUGCUGACAUGAGGAGGUUGGUUAAGAAAACACACAAAGGUGAAUAUCAAGUAGAGUUUGAAAGGGAUGAUAAGGUUGAUAAUAUUGCUGCAGAGAUUUCUGCUGGUGCAACAUCAAUCACUCAAUUUCAGCGAAAACCCAAGGUGGCAAAGGCAAAAGCUGCAUCUGAGGCUGUAGAGAGAGAAAGUUCUGCUGACAAAAAUAGUGCAGAAAAGCAGGAUUUAUCAGACAGCUUGGUUAUUCCUGCUGAGGGGACCGAUUUAAUGCAAGGAAUGAUGGUAGAUGAGUUCAAGGAAGCAGAGUUCCUUCCUCCAAUUGUUACCCUAGAUGAAUUUAUGGAGUCCCUCAAUUCUGAACCUCCAUUUGAGAACCUGCCUGUAGAUUCAAGUCAGUCAACGCCUCUGAGUGACAAGGAAGGAACAGUAACUGGUAUUAAAGCUAGAGCUACUGAUUCAACUUCAAAAGGCCCUUCUAAUGCUUCUGAAGGUAAGCCUGGUGAAGCGAUCAAAAAACAAGCUGAGCCAGUCAACAAAGAAGUUGAGCCAGAGGCAGUUCAUAAAUCCAUUUCAAAUGUUACUGCAAAAAAAGCAUCUCCAACUGGGAAUGCAUCUUUAGUUGGGUCUAUUUGGGAAGGGGCACUUCAACUAACUAUUUCAACCUCAGUCACAGUUCUUUGUUACUUUAGAAGUGGUGAAACAACAUCAAUGAAGGAGUGGCCCAAUUCUCUUGAAGUUAAGGGUAGAGUUCGCAUCGAUGCUUUUGAAAAAUUCCUUCAGGAGCUCCCAAUGUCACGAAGUCGUGCAGUCAUGGUCACCCAGUUUGUAUUAAAGGACAAGUCAUCCGAGGAUGAGCGGAACAGUCUUUCUGAGGCUGUGGAGUCUUAUGUUUCGGACAACAGGUUGGGAUUUGCAGAGCCGGGUCCGGGAGUGGAGCUGUAUCUGUGUCCACCCAAUGGUCGUGUAUUGGAUAUGCUAAUCAAGCACCUCUCCAAGGACAGGUCGGAGCUGCAUGAUUCUACUACAGAUAAUGCUCUAAUUGGCGUUGUUGUAUGGAGAAAACAUCAUAUAAGUUCCACAAUUUCACCCAACUCCACACAACACCAUAAACACACCACCUUCAAAAAACAACAAUCCAUGUCUAGUAGGAGACCACAAGAAAAAGAUAACAACGUUAAUUUCUUGCCAAAAGGGUCUUCUUCUGCGCCUGCCCAAUUGCCUCCUCACGAUGAUGGCGGUGAGGAUGACGACGAUGAUAUCCCACCUGGGUUUGGCCCAUCUAAAGGCUCUCGUGACGACGAUGAUUUGCCUGAGUUUAAUUUUGCUGGUAACAUGAAUGCAUCAUCUAUGUCUAGAUAUCCCCAGCCCCAGCCCCGUCCCCAGACUGUUUCAUCGUCUGCUCCUGCAGCAGAUCAAAUGAGACAACUUGUACAGAAGUAUGGUCAAACUGGUAAUAAUACAGUGCCUGGUGGUUUUGGAAUUGAACCCUGGAAUGAUGAUGAUGACGACGACGACAUACCCGAGUGGCGGCCGCAAGCUCCGCUCCCACCACCGCCUAAUCUUCGACCACCAGGUGGCCACGCCCAAGGCUUCCAUCACCAUCCUCCCCAUUUAAGAAUGCAAACCCCUCACCAUCAUCUCCCAAAUAUAGCACCACCUCCAAAUGCGUCACCAAGAUGGCCUCCACCUUCUGGCAACUUUGGAAACCAGCAACCAGGUGGCCAGUACUAUGGCUCGCCUACGUUGCGACCUGGACAGCCGCCCGGCACAGAUUACAGAAGAGAUAGCUCAAGGAGGAGUAGGGGUUUUUGAAUCUUUAUCUUAUAAAUGAUGUAAAAAUUAAUGUUCUUUUAUCCCCCUAGUUGUUAGUUUAGAUAGUAGAUGUUAGAGUUUCAGUUAUCAGUAGUUUAUUAGCCUUUCAAGUUCAGAGCAACCAACAAAUCUUGUUAAAUACUCUAUCGGCUGCCUGUUUCAGUUAGUUGAACGUUACGACUAGAUUUACCGAACAACCACAAUAAUUAUUGUCUAGUCGUGUCGUUGACAUUCGUGUUUAAUGUUGGGUGUUAGUCCUCAAGUCAACUCACCUUUGCUUUAUAUACUCAUGUUUUCUGAAA